This is a messenger RNA of Phytophthora sojae, 1288 nucleotides long. RefSeq lists its product as hypothetical. The record is from RefSeq and is a predicted model, not a curated record. The coding region runs from base 4 to 1020 and encodes 338 amino acids. Gene Ontology annotation, molecular function: phosphatidylinositol binding. Gene Ontology annotation, cellular component: intracellular membrane-bounded organelle. The transcript has a single exon. NCBI's taxonomy places the organism in Eukaryota, Oomycota, Peronosporomycetes, Peronosporales, Peronosporaceae.
UGGAUGGCGGAGCCUAUUGUAUCGCGCGGCGAGCAGCUGGAGGCGGCGGUGGACCGCCUGCCCGAUUGGUACUUCGCGGCGGCGGCGCAGGUGCUGCAGCAGUCGCCCAUCCAGAGCGACGCGCUGGGGCUGAGCUCGAGCUUCUACGCGGCGCUGGGGCCCGUAUGUGAGACCGAGGACAAGGCGCAGCCCCUGGACGAGGACGACCUGCUCAAGCCGCGGGAGCCCCCGUCCAACGCCACCAUGACCUGCGCGGACGACGAGCUCGAGCUCGAGAAGCAGGCGGCCCGGCAACAGCAGCAGCACCAGCAGCACCAGCAGCAGCACCAGCACCAACAGAUCAGAGAGCAGGAGCUCGGCCAGUCGACCGCGUCCAGUCGCCGGUCCACGGCGUCGUCGUCGGGCGGCUGCACGGACCUCGUGCUCUCGGGCUUCUCCAUGCGCGGGCGCGAGAAGAAGGUCAUGUACCACAUCGACGUGGUGGACCACGACGCGCCCCUGCAGACGUACACCAUCCGGCGCAGCUACUCGGACUUCAAGGACCUGCACAGCCAGCUCACCGAGAUCCUCGAGAACCGGCAGGCCUACUACCGCAGCAAGGCGCUGUCCAGACUGGCCAGGGGCGUGGCCCCCGUGCCCGCCGACGCCAUGACCCAGGAGGACAAGCUCGAGCGCGCCAUCAUGGCGUUCGCGCUGCCCUCGCUACCCCACGCGGGCUUCCUGACGUUCUGGAAACGACACGACCGAUCGCACCUGCAGUCGAGGUGCGACAGCUUCCAGGAGCUGCUGCGUGCCGUGCAGCAAAUGGCCUUCCUCAGAGAGUCGUUCGCCAUGCAGAAGUUCCUGAGUGUCGCACCCUGUGCUAUUCGGGAGCGCGGCUCAUCUUACGUCUCGCUCUGCGAGUACAGCGUGCCGACGCUCAACCCCGAGGAGGAGCAGCGCGAGCGCAAGCGGCGGGCACAACAGUACCGGCGCAACAGCAGCGCAAGCAACCACUCGACGCGGAUGGUGGAGUAUUGAGCGCGUCGAGCAGUGGAUCGAUUUUUUUUUCUUCAAGCACCGUGUAGUAUUGAACGUGAAGCAGUCAGGGAAGCAGUGAGGGACGGAGACAACAGCAACAGUGGGGACGCCAGCGGCCGAGCAAGGGUGUGACAAUAGGUAGUGGUUAAGUGGUCGUGCGUGUGUAAACGAGUAGUCGAGCGCCACGGCGACUAGCGAGCAGUAUGGCGUGCAGCAUGUUGGCUUCCGUCUACUGCAUGAACACGAACUCAACCCGUUAUUUUAUUUG